UAUCCGAUACAACCCAAAACGCAGUUGGGUGCCUCAAAAGCCACGUAAACACACAGUCCGCUGAGCCACCCACAGAACCAAACUGUAUGCUAGCGCCCUCCGCCGGUGAGAAAAUGAUGCUCACCGCCCUAUCAUCCGGCGCCACACUGUUUGGUUCGGGACCCAUCCAGCAAUGCCAGUCUCUUAGGCGUUUCAGAGUAUCGGCAGAUGGGUUUCCGUCGUUUCUUCCCAAAGAAGUAGAGAGAAUCAAUGAUCCAUUUGCUCGAAAGUUGGCCGCAAGGAUUCAGAGACUGCCUGUACAGGUUAGUUUUUCAGAGAGUUCAAUCAUGAGCAGUUGUGUGAAACCACUACUGCAGACGAAUACAAAUCCAGUGGUUCUCCUGCAUGGUUUUGACAGCUCCUGUUUAGAAUGGAGAUACACACUCCCACUGCUUGAGGAGGCUGGUUUGGAGACCUGGGCUGUGGACGUUCUUGGAUGGGGUUUCUCUGAUUUAGAAAGGCUUCCUUCGUGUAAUGUGGCUUCCAAGCGCAAUCACCUUUAUCAGUUUUGGAAGUCCUACAUUAAAAGACCAAUGAUAUUAGUUGGACCAAGCCUUGGUGCAGCUGUUGCAAUCGACUUUGUGGUCCACCAUUCGGAAGCUGUUGAUAAAUUGGUUUUGAUUGAUGCAAGUGUCUAUACAGAAGGCACAGGAAACUCAUCGAGGUUACCCCAAGCUGUAGCCUAUGCUGGGGUCUAUUUAUUGAAGAGCAUCCCACUGCGCUUGUAUGCAACAUAUCUGGCCUUCAACGGUUUGACGUUCAGUACAUCCUUAGACUGGACUAAUGUCGGUCGCUUACAUUGUCUGUUGCCUUGGUGGGAAAAUGCAACCAUUAAUUUUAUGAAUAGUGGGGGCUAUGAUGUCAGUUCCCAGAUAGAACAGGUAAAGCAGAAGACACUUAUAAUAUGGGGUGAGGAGGAUCAAAUUAUCAGCAACAAACUUGCAGUGAGAUUGCACUGUGAACUGCCAAACGCAAUUAUACGCCAAAUACCAGGUUGUGGUCAUAUCCCUCAUGUGGAAAAACCAACUGCUGUUGCUAAGUUCAUUCUGGAAUUUGUUCAAGACGAUUGCUAAAUAGAAGCUCAUUGUGUUUCCCGAUGUUAAAGAUCUUUAUAUAAGAUAUGGAGCAAUGUCGGUGCUUUUUAAUUAUGCAGUUGAAAAAGUUUGAUUCACCAUUCAAAUUAUAAAGAUGGACCGUGGAUGAAACCAUUUGAAUUCUUUUGCUGUGAAAAACAAAGUCAACUUAUUCAACUGUGCUGUAUGAAGCUGAACUAAAUGUUAAUCUGAGAAGAUAUUGUAUUAAUUUUACAUAAUUUUAGUAAUUAGCACAUACCAUAAAGAAUUCAGAGUAAUAUACAU
This is a messenger RNA of Cornus florida, 1397 nucleotides long. Its product is annotated as alpha/beta hydrolase domain-containing protein VTE7. Gene Ontology annotation, molecular function: catalytic activity. The record is from RefSeq and is a predicted model, not a curated record. Bases 87 to 1112 code for a protein of 341 amino acids. The transcript is spliced from 11 exons. NCBI's taxonomy places the organism in Eukaryota, Viridiplantae, Streptophyta, Magnoliopsida, Cornales, Cornaceae.